ACCCUGUCUUAGAGUUCUUAUGUUGUUAUAUUUCUGGUUGUUUCUGUUAAGUUUUUGGAUGCUUAAGUUAGUUAUCGUUUGAUUUAUAUGAGUAGAAUUAAAAUCAAUAUCAAGUUUUAAUUAAUUGCCUGUCAUUGUUAGUUUGUUACUACCUGCUUUAUGUUUGGAUCGUCAGCUCUAUAUAUAUCUUGUCUAGUUUCAUUUGAUUAUUCCUUCUUGUGGAGGGGCUAAGCUUCAUUCGUCUCGUCAUUAUAUUAUUUUGGUCUAUUGCAUUUUUUGAUCAGGUUAACGCUGAUCGAGGGUACCCGGGACUUAAUUAGUUAAUAGCAAACGACUAAUUAAUCUUGAUUCAGUCGAAUUACAUGGUUGAACUAGACGUCCAGAUUCCUUCUGCUUUUGAUCCAUUUGCUGAGGCUAAGGACUCAGGAGUCCCUGGGGUGAAAGAGUAUGUACACAUCCGCAUACAGCAAAGGAAUGGAAAGAAAUGCUUGACAACGGUGCAGGGGCUGAAGAAGGAAUUCAGCUACGAAAAGAUCCUCAAGAAUCUCAAGAAGGAGUUUUGCUGCAAUGGUACAAUUGUGCCUGAUGAAGAAUUGGGGGGCAAGGUCAUUCAACUUCAAGGGGAUCAACGAAAGAACGUGUCCAAUUUCCUUGUAAAGGCCGGGAUUGUGAAGAAGGAGCAUAUCAAAAUACAUGGUUUCUGAGAGCCCGACUCCCUAUUUAUUAUAUGAUGAAUUAAGCAAAAUAUAUUAUUGUUGUAUGCGCCAGUUUCAGUUUGUGUUUGGCAUUUUUUUUUCGUUUUUCACUUAUUGUUGGAUGGGGUUGAGUGAGUGUAUCCAUUUGUGAAGAUACUCUUACAAUGGGAUGUAAUGAAGCACUGAACUCUAUUGUUGAAAAGAAUACAAUUAAAAAGAAAAUUUCAGGAAUUGUCAUGUUAUGUUCUCA
Molecule: messenger RNA, 945 nt
Organism: Nelumbo nucifera (sacred lotus)
Lineage: Eukaryota; Viridiplantae; Streptophyta; Magnoliopsida; Proteales; Nelumbonaceae
Source: RefSeq, a predicted model, not a curated record